Rattus norvegicus (Norway rat) is the source of this 2887-nucleotide messenger RNA. It is a transcript of the gene Olr59, whose product is annotated as olfactory receptor 59. The transcript is spliced from 2 exons. Gene Ontology annotation, cellular component: plasma membrane; early endosome membrane; membrane. NCBI's taxonomy places the organism in Eukaryota, Metazoa, Chordata, Mammalia, Rodentia, Muridae. Gene Ontology annotation, molecular function: signaling receptor activity; olfactory receptor activity; G protein-coupled receptor activity. Gene Ontology annotation, biological process: nuclear receptor-mediated steroid hormone signaling pathway; cellular response to lipid; system process. Bases 624 to 1586 code for a protein of 320 amino acids. The record is from RefSeq and is marked reviewed.
CUUUACUUAUGUCACAGGCAUAAUAAAACAUGACUUCAUUAUAUAAGGGGCUAUGCUUAAACUGAAAGAGAAGUAGGAGAGAGUUAUGGAGAUGUGAAUGGACCUAUUUUGAGCUGUGAGGCUACAUUUUAAGGUACCUACUUAGAUUAUAAGCCUGAUGUGAACUCCAAGAGUUCAAUAAUCAUGACUAUUCAUACACCUUGCCUGCUGUGUCUAGCAGAUCAAAUGAGGAAACACUAACCUUGCGGCUGACUGUAGAAAUUAGAUCAAUUUAGAGGAGUGGGAACACAUGUUUGUUAUCAAGAGACUCACAUGUGUCAUUGUGGGAAUAGGAGCAGAGACCUUGGUCCUUUGAGAUUGCUUUCUUAGACAUAAAAGUGGGACGCUGGUGAGAGAAGCACACAAGUAGACAUGAUUAUUUCACUCCUCUGUCUGCCAGAUCCCUAGAGCAUCAGCUGGUGUUCCAGCAGCUUGUUCCCCGAGCCUCCUGAGUAGCAUUAUAGAGAGGUCUGUUCCAGAAAGCGAAAGCCAGAUCCAGCUGCCCUCCUGGAGCAGAACAACACAAUUUCCAGGCUGUUCCUGUGGCCUCUCCCUCUUCCAGUCUGCCCCACUUGGUGUCAGCGAUGAGCUCCUGCAACUUCACUCACGCCACCUUCAUGCUUAUCGGUAUUCCAGGACUGGAGGAAGCUCACUUUUGGUUUGGCUUCCCCCUACUUUCCAUGUACGCUGUAGCAUUGUUUGGAAAUUGCAUUGUGGUCUUCAUCGUGAGGACAGAGCGGAGCCUGCAUGCGCCCAUGUAUCUUUUUCUCUGCAUGCUGGCAGCUAUUGAUCUGGCUUUGUCCACCUCUACAAUGCCCAAGAUUCUCGCCCUCUUUUGGUUUGACUCCCGGGAGAUUACUUUUGAUGCCUGUCUCACCCAGAUGUUCUUCAUUCACGCUCUCUCAGCAAUUGAAUCUACCAUCUUGCUGGCCAUGGCCUUUGACCGGUAUGUGGCUAUCUGCCACCCACUGCGUCACGCUGCUGUGCUCAACAAUACAGUAACAGUCCAAAUCGGCAUGGUGGCUCUGGUCCGGGGAUCCCUAUUCUUUUUCCCACUCCCACUGCUGAUCAAGCGACUGGCCUUCUGCCACUCCAAUGUGCUCUCCCACUCCUAUUGUGUUCACCAGGAUGUGAUGAAGUUGGCCUAUACAGACACAUUGCCCAAUGUAGUCUAUGGUCUAACUGCCAUUCUGCUAGUCAUGGGUGUAGAUGUCAUGUUCAUCUCCUUGUCCUAUUUCCUGAUUAUACGAGCAGUUCUGCAAUUGCCUUCCAAGUCUGAGCGAGCUAAGGCAUUUGGAACCUGUGUGUCACACAUUGGUGUAGUCCUGGCUUUCUAUGUCCCACUCAUUGGCCUGUCAGUAGUGCACCGUUUUGGAAACAGCCUGGAUCCCAUUGUGCAUGUUCUCAUGGGCGAUGUCUACCUGCUGCUGCCUCCUGUGAUCAAUCCCAUCAUCUACGGUGCUAAGACCAAACAGAUCAGAACACGGGUGCUGGCUAUGUUCAAGAUCAGUUGUGACAAGGACAUUGAAGCUGGAGGAAACACGUGACCCUUACCGUUCUAUCACCCUUGUCCUACAUGGCUUAAUAUAAUGAUUAAUAAUUCAUCACACCGGCCUAACUCCAGUCACCCAAAAGCACAUUAGUGCUUUAACCUGAAUGGGACAGUGAACUAAAGUAUGGUUUAUCUUCAUCAUGGAUACAAUGUGAAAUAUCUAUCAUGUGUUUUAAAGCUUGUGCUAUAAAAUGAGACCCAUUGAUAAUACUAAAUGAAACAACUAGGAUUUGUGAUUUAAACUAAUUGUUUGUGAUUUGAAUGAGAUAUGUUGAAAUUACUAGCAACUUUUUUUAUUCCUACUUCCUUUGUUGUAAAGCUAUCUGUAAUGUUUAACUUCUGAAUUGUGGAACAUGGAGCUGACAGUAUGGUAGCCAAGGGUUUCCUCACUCAUUUCAAUGCUAUUAUUGACUACCCAGGAACAUAUAUGAGCUCUAAAUAAUAUGGCUCAUGAAUGUAUCAUGUAAUGUGUUCCAGUCCCUGCGUUAAGUGCUUUUCAGACUUUCUGUGAUCUUGCUCUUUUCCCAAGGAAGAUACCACUGUUGCCUGCCACAACAUGUGACAAAGACUUUAAUGAGUAAAGAAACUUUCUUGAAUGUUCUGUGCCAAGAUUUUAAAUUAAAUUGGAUAAUUGAAUACAUUUGCUUUACCACCAUGUUAUAUUGCUUCCUGUUUAACAUCUGCCAUCUAUUUCCUCUGCCUAUUACAAAUCCUGCUUUCUCUCUGCCGUGUGCUAGCAUGGACGUCUUUGUGUUUGUGGUAAGUGAUUAACCCUGUCCUGGUGGAGGGCAACAAACUGUUCAGCAUGACAGAGUAGCUGCUUCUUCUCAUAUGAACAGAGGAGAUUUAAAUUUUUUAGUCUCUUACAUAUCCUUGAUUGUGUCCUCUUUGUAUUGUGUCCUGUAGCUGUCAAAUCUCUUAAAUGUAUAACAUAAGAUAUUGUCUGAUUCUUGACUUAGGUAUCAAACAACAUAAUAAUUUAUCUUAAAAUGUUCAGUAUUAUUUUUACUGUUUUAAUGUUCAUAAGUAAUGUUGGGAGACAUGAGUGAUUUCCCCCAGUCCUCUUUACCAACAGUGCAAAGGGCCUGCCAGGUAUGGGUUGCACAACUAUAAAGAUGUUGAAUGAACUUAUGUAGAAUAUUCCCUUUGUAUUGAGUGGAUGAUGAAAAUAUUCUUAGAUUAGGUUAUUAAUGACACCUACAAAAUAAUGUUAAUAUAUUCGAUGUAUGCAUAAUGCUUAAAAUGCUGAGAUUUAUGUAGUAUGUAUCUGCCACAAUAAAAAAUUAUUUAAAAUAA